AUGUCUUCGUCACGUUCCAGCCGUUCGGGAGGAUCUUCAGGUCACCGCAGCUCCAAGAGCAGCAAGAAGCCGAGGGCGGUUCAACAGUCUAUCCAGCAACUGAUAGACUCUCUCCAGACACACCGCGUCAACACCCUAACAGAGCUCUGCCGUAUUGAGCGCGUAGCUGCGACGUGCGAGAACGAAGAGGACGCCUUGGCUUUUCAGGGCCCUAUGACCUCCGCCUGGGACUACUACGUCAACAGCAACCAGUUCCUGACGGAGCUCCGCGGCCUGACGCGGAGCUACCCCCUGUGCGGAGACAUCCUCUACGACGCCCACGUGCGCGUGCGCAACGACCCCAACUCCAACAAGAGCUGGAACCUGGCGUGGCUGUGUCUGGUGAAGAUCCAGGAAGAUGACCUGGUGCCUGGGUACGCCGCCCUUGAGGCCUCGAAGCCCGAGAUGUGGGGAGGCCGCGAGCCCUCUCCGGAAGAGGCGGCUCAGCUCGCCGCGUGCUUCGAGUAUGAAUGGAACAAGGCCGUUGAGACCAUGCUCAGGCACUGGUCUAUCCCCCCGACCUGGUACUGA
Messenger RNA from Colletotrichum graminicola M1.001, 570 nucleotides. RefSeq lists its product as uncharacterized. The record is from RefSeq and is a predicted model, not a curated record. The transcript has 3 exons. The coding region runs from base 1 to 570 and encodes 189 amino acids. Lineage: Eukaryota; Fungi; Ascomycota; Sordariomycetes; Glomerellales; Glomerellaceae.